This is a messenger RNA of Kickxella alabastrina, 2244 nucleotides long. Its product is annotated as PRP1 splicing factor, N-terminal-domain-containing protein. Gene Ontology annotation, biological process: spliceosomal tri-snRNP complex assembly; mRNA splicing, via spliceosome. The record is from RefSeq and is a predicted model, not a curated record. Gene Ontology annotation, cellular component: catalytic step 2 spliceosome; U4/U6 x U5 tri-snRNP complex. Bases 1 to 2244 code for a protein of 747 amino acids. Gene Ontology annotation, molecular function: protein binding. NCBI's taxonomy places the organism in Eukaryota, Fungi, Kickxellomycota, Kickxellomycetes, Kickxellales, Kickxellaceae. The transcript is spliced from 8 exons.
AUGUGGCACAAAGGUCGCCAAAUACCCGGAGAGAGCCGAUGUGUUGAGGAGUGUAUUAGCGUGCAAGCCGCACCGCCCGGAUACGUUGCAGGGCUCGGGCGCGGUGCAUCCGGGUUCACCACUCGGUCAGAUAUCGGGCCAGCGCGCGAAGCAGCCGCAGCCACCGCCACCGCCACCGCCGGCGCCACUGCAGCAGGCGAUAGCAGCAGCAGAGCCCGGGGAACCAAGGCGUCGCUGGCAGCAUCCGUGGACGCACGAUUCCAAGACGCCGAAAACGAAGAAGGACUGUUCAGCAAUAUGCGGUACGAGGCAGACGACGAGGAAGCCGAUCGCGUCUGGGCGCAGAUCGAUGCACAGAUGGAACAGCGGCACGCAGGCAAGCGCAAAUCCCCGCACGGCACAGCCCUACGGGGGACGUGCCGUAUCCGACCGCACGCUGGUUUCGGGGCUCGGGCUCGACGGCCCGACCAGGCCAUCGAUGCAGCAGGCGGCGGGGCGACGGAUUUGCUGGCGAUCGGGCAGGCGCGCGACAGCGGCUACUUGACGUCGCUCGGGUCGCUGGGCGCCGCGCGUGCGGCGGAGGUCGGCGACAUUGGGCGCGCGCGCGAGCUGCUGCGCUCGGUCACGGCGGCGAACCCCACAAGCGCCCCCGGGUGGCUCGCGCGCGCACGCGUCGAGGAGAUGGCCGGCGAGCAGGCGCGUGCGCGCAAGGUCAUCCUCGAGGCGUGCGAGCGCGAGGACGUGUGGGUGGAGGCCGCGCGCCUGCACGCCACCGCCGAGGCACGUGCGAUCCUUGCCUCGGGCGUGCGCCACUGCCCGCAGUCCGUGCGGCUGUGGUCGGCGGCGGCGGACCUGGAGAUCGGCCAGGCGCGGCGCCGCGUGCUGCGCCGCGCGUUGGAGAAGGUGCCCGGCAGCCAGGCGCUGUGGAUGGACGCGCUGGAGACGCGCGAGAACGCGCGCCGCGUGCUCAACCGCGCGCGGCGCGCCGUGCCGGCGAGCGCAGACGUGUGGGUGGCGGCGGCUCGGCUCGAGGAGCAGCACCAGGGCGGCUCGGCCGUGCUGCUGCGCGUCAUGGCCAAGGCCGUGGCGGCGCUGGCGCAGACCGUCGACCGCGCCGGCUGGCUGCAGCUCGCUGUGCAGAGCGCCGCCGACGGGUACCCGGGCACGUGCGGCGCGAUCGUGCGUGCGGCCAGCGCGGCGGGGUUCGACGCCGACGAUGCGCCCGAGGACCGCGCGCGCGCGCUGGCCGCCGAGGCCGACGCGGCCGAGCACGGCGCCGGCGCCGGGCUUGCGGACCUGCUGGAGCGCGCCACGCGCAGCUGCCCGGGCGCCGAGGUGCUGUGGCUGAUGGCCGCCAAGCACGCGUGGGCGGCGCAGGGCAGCGUGGCGCAUGCGCUUCGGCGGCGGCCACGGCCGCUUGGCACCGCGCGCAUUUGGAUGAAGAGCGCCGUGCUGCUGCGCCAGGCCGGCCGGCCCGAGGAGGCCCUGGCGCUGUGCAGGGACGCGCUGGCGCGGUUCCCGCAGUGCCCGAAGCUCUGGCUGGUCUGUGCGCAGCUGGAGGCGCAGGGCGGCCGCAUGCGCGACGCGCAGGCGACCUUGUCGCGCGCGCUCAAGCUGUGCCCGACGGCGGUCGCGCUGUGGACGCAGGCGGCCGGGAUGGCGGCUGCUGCCGACCAGCCGACGCGUGCGCGCGCGAUCCUCGAGCGGGCGCGCGUCCACGUGCCGCGCAGCGCGGCCCUGUGGCUGCAGGCCGUGCGGCUGGAGGCCCGCGCGCUGGGGGCCCCCGUGGCGCGCACAACGCUGGCGCGCGCCCUGCAGGAGUGCCCGCAUGCCGCGUGCCUCUGGGCAGAGGGCAUUGUGCUGGCGGACCGCGCGCAGCGCAAGGCGCGGUCGGUCGACGCGCUCAAAAACGCCGCCGGCGGCGGCGUCGAGGUUGUUGUUAUGGUUGCGCGGCUGUUCUGGGCCGAGGGCAAAGUCGAGAAGGCCCGUGCGUGGUUUGCGCGCGCGUGUGUGCAGGAUGCGGAUCACGGCGACGCGUGGGCGUGGCGCUGGCGCUUUGAGCAGGCAAGCGGGGGCGGCGUCGGCGUCGGCGCGGUCGAGGCCGAGUGCGCCAGGGCGGAGCCGCGCCACGGAGAGGUGUGGCCGCGCGUGGCGAAGGCUCCCGAGAACGCGCAUCUGACGACCGCCGAGGUUCUGCGCAAGGCAGCAGCCGCGCUGUCGUCACUGCCGCAGCUGCAGCAAUGA